AAUCGCCACGCUCGCAGCUUCCCAUCCACCUCUCGCAUAAAAGCUAAACCGCGGGGGAGAGAAAGGGAGAGGGAGCCCGAUCCAAUCGCAUCCCUCGCCGCGUCGUCGUCGUUCGUCCUCUCCUCCCUAGCUGCUGCCGCGCGGCGGGGAUGAAGAUCCAGUGCAACGCGUGUGGGGCGGCGGAGGCGCGGGUUCUGUGCUGCGCCGACGAGGCGGCGCUCUGCGUCGCCUGCGACGAGGAGGUGCACGCCGCCAACAAGCUCGCCGGGAAGCACCAGCGGGUGCCGCUCCUGUCGAACGCCGGCGCCUCCGCGACGGUUUCCGCGGCGCCGGCCGUGCCCAAGUGCGACAUAUGUCAGGAGGCUUCUGGAUACUUCUUCUGCCUAGAGGACCGUGCGCUACUUUGUAGAGAUUGUGAUGUUGCUAUACACACAGUAAAUUCCUUUGUUUCAGCACAUCAAAGAUUCCUGCUAACAGGAGUUCAGGUUGGCCUUGAUCCCGCUGAUCCAGUUCCACCUAUUGCUGAAAAGCAUGCUAAUGCGACUGGUGGAUCAGUUUCUCUGCCAACGAAACAUCUGCCAAGGAGAAACCCAACAGUUCCAUUUUCGGAUCUAGGCAGUGAUUCUGUGCCCAGCCAAAAUGUAGUCAACGGAGAUUAUUCUAGGCAGAAUUCUGUUCCAACAGUGAGGACAGGAGCGGUCGAUUCGACAAUGAACAAUAGUGCGAUUCGAUCAGUAGAAUCUCGAUCUGAGUACCUGGCAGAGGAGGGUUCAACACUUCUGCGAUCAAGCCAUACCGCAUCAGCCUUCUCCAACCAAAUUAAUGGGGAUAAUAAUCGGGCCUACAACUUGUCAUUCUCAGGUGGCAAUGGAUCGGAAAGUCUACCAGAUUGGCCUGUGGACGAGUUCUUCAAUAACUCAGAAUAUGGUCCAAGCUUUGGCUUUGCUGAGCAUGGUUCUUCUAAGGGUGACAAUGCUAAGCUGGGUAGUGCUGGGGGAUCUCCACAAUGCCGUCUGGCUGAAGGCUUCGUUGCUGAAGAACUGUUAGGCCAGGUACCUGGAUUUGAUGUUGACAAAUCUAUGAGCCGAGUGCCUGAGAAUUCAUGGAUAGUGCCCGAGGUUCCCUCACCACCAACAGCCUCAGGGCUUCAUUGGCAGGGUAAUUUGCAUUACCCUGCAUAUGACAGCACCAUGUUCGUGCCGGAGAUUCCCUCCUUCCAGAGCUCUCAAAAUAAUUUCGCUGUACCCACUGGUCUCAAGCGCCGAAGGAGACAGUUUUGAUACCAAGAACAGCACUGGACAUCUCUAUCUAGUUAGGCCAUCUCCUGGUGGGUCAAAACACAAAAAAGCGGGCUGGAUGAUCAUUCAGAUUUCAAAUGAGUUUUCUGCAGUAGUCAGGCUAAAGUUUGUUGUAAUGCUUCGAUGAUGUUCUUUUUUUUUCCAGUAAAGAUUCUGGCUAGUGACUUGUUGUGAGUUCUGAAGGUGCCUAUUUUGUGUAAAUAGUGAAAAUAAAGAGCACCAGUAAGCGGUAA
Molecule: messenger RNA, 1531 nt
Organism: Phragmites australis (common reed)
Lineage: Eukaryota; Viridiplantae; Streptophyta; Magnoliopsida; Poales; Poaceae
Product: B-box zinc finger protein 22-like
Exons: 3
Coding region: 150-1280 (376 amino acids)
Biological process (GO): photomorphogenesis; regulation of DNA-templated transcription
Cellular component (GO): nucleus
Molecular function (GO): zinc ion binding
Source: RefSeq, a predicted model, not a curated record